GCAGAUUUCAGCAAGGAAAUACCAGCAAGAGAAAGUCAACAUGUUAUGCUUUCCUUUUCUUCGAUUUAGGAAAAAACAGCAUCAAAAAGCAGCAAUACCUACAGAAAGCAACUCAACUCCAAAUAACAGUCCUCAACUUGUUACUGCAGUAAAGCUAGCAAGUCAAGAAAAAAACCAGCAUAAGGCCUUAUUUAACCGUUCUGAGACAAGUAAAAGAAUAGAUUUGGUAAACAAGAAAGGGGUCCCGGAAAAAACGUAUGAGAAAGUUGCCACGAUCACCAAGAAGCCAAUAAAGAAUGGCUUAUCACCCAACAAAACAAACCCAGAUAACAAACCCAGGUCCAAUAAGUUGAAUACCAAAGGGAACGUAGCAAGUCUCUCUCAAAGUACAUCUGAGGAGGAUGAAGAGAUCUACUCUAGAGCAGAUAUAAAAAGCUCAGGGAGGAAAAAUGCAGUAAGAACAGAAAAGGGUGAAAGAACUGAGAUGCCCCUGUAUAGCAACGAAAAAAUGGAAGAUACAGACAAAAUGUUUCUAUCACAUUUGGAUGAGGACAUUGCCACGUUGUCAGAGAAACUGUUCAAUCAAGGGCUUGAUCUUGGUGUGACAGAUCUCUGUGCAUUCAAUUCCAGUGAAUUGCUGAUUCAUACUUUGGUUGGGAAUACCAAAGAGUUCCCCGUUGAAGCAAAUUUGCAAAGUGCAGUGAAGGAAUUUGCAAUAGAAAAUAGACAGGAAGAAGAAAUGAAGAUGAUCUUGCAUGAACAUGAAAGUAAGAAAGAAAAGAAGAAAGAACCGUUCUCACCAGAUCUGUACAACAAUACUUACAACCUGUAUAAUGAUCUGUUGCUGAUGACCCCAUUAUGCAAUACAAAGACUGCUCCUUAUGCAUUCAGGUCCAAUAAGUUGAAGACUAAUGGGAACCUAGUAAGUUUGACUCAAAGUACAUACGAGGAGGACUACUUGAGAGCAAAAAUCUCACGGAGGAAAAAUGCAGUGAUAACAGAAAAUGGUGAAAGAACUAUGAAAACCUUGUAUAGCAAAGAAAAUUUAGAAGAUAUAAACAAAAUGAUCCUUUUACAAGUGGAUGAGGAUAUUGCAAAGUUUUCAGAAAACCUGGUGAAUCCAUGGCUUGAACUCUGUGUAACCGAGACAGAUUAUACAUUCAGUUCCAAUAGGACACUGUCCAAGAUCACAAGCAAUCUACUGCCCAGUUGUAGUUUGCCUAAUUUUGAUAGCAACUGCUACAUAAACGCGAGUCUGCAGUGUCUCUUCACAGCUGAGACUUUCUGUAAAGAGCUCUCCGACCUGCUGGAAAAUGCAUCCCCCCACAUAGAUGACAAGUUCAGUAGAAGUUUUGUGAAGCUGUCAAAGUUAAGAAGCAGCUCUGAACUUCAAAGCAACGAUAAUGUCAAUUCUCUCCUCAUGGACCUGAUUACGUCUGCUGCACAAGUCAACCCAGAAUUCACUUUCUUUCAAGAGAAUGAUGCCCAUGAAUUCCUCUGCCACUGUCUUACCCAACUAAAGGAGUCUGUACAAAGGCUGCGUUUACAAAAGAAUGUGAUGACUAGAUGCCCAGUGGGGUCUAAUUUCUUUUUCAAGAUGAGGAACAUUAUAAGCUGCUCCAGCUGUGAAUUCACGAGGAGCAAAGUGGAGGUGUUUAAUCAUAUUUCUGUACCCCCAAAUCACAACUCAUUGGAAAAGUGCUUCCAUGACUUACUCAAUACCCAAACAGUGUUGGAGAGCAAUUGUGAGAAAUGUGGAGGAAAAUCUGCCACCUCCUUGUGGGUGCUCCACACUCUGCCCAGGUUUCUGAUUCUGCAUCUGAACAGAUUCAAAGUAACACAAAGUGGCACAAUCAGCAAACUGACUACAAAAGUGGAGAUCCCUCCUGAGCUGCUGAUAAGCCGCCAUUCGCAGUUAGAUGCGCCCAAAAAUGAGAACAGCAGUGAUGAGGCCAGUGAGACAGACCAAAAUGAAUUGGUGGAAAACAAUAUUCAAGAUGAAGGUAAAUCAUCCUAUCGACUGAUCAGUUUCAUCAGUCAUAUUGGGAGGACACAGUUUUCUGGACAUUAUGUAGCUGACUGUUUCACUAAGAACUCUGACCUGUGGAUGUCCUGUAAUGAUGAAAUCAUCACUCUGGUGAACAAGACGGACUUAUUGGAGCUGGGGUUGAGUAGCGCUUAUGUGCUUUUAUAUGAGAGAGUCAGCACAGAUGGGAACCCAGCUUAAUAAAUACAAAGUCUUUAUUUGUACUAUUUUUGU
Molecule: messenger RNA, 2260 nt
Organism: Silurus meridionalis
Lineage: Eukaryota; Metazoa; Chordata; Actinopteri; Siluriformes; Siluridae
Product: ubiquitin carboxyl-terminal hydrolase 37-like
Exons: 15
Coding region: 41-2227 (728 amino acids)
Biological process (GO): protein deubiquitination
Cellular component (GO): cytosol; nucleus
Molecular function (GO): cysteine-type deubiquitinase activity; cysteine-type endopeptidase activity
Source: RefSeq, a predicted model, not a curated record